Messenger RNA from Suncus etruscus (white-toothed pygmy shrew), 6264 nucleotides. It is a transcript of the gene THSD7A, whose product is annotated as thrombospondin type 1 domain containing 7A. Gene Ontology annotation, biological process: actin cytoskeleton organization. NCBI's taxonomy places the organism in Eukaryota, Metazoa, Chordata, Mammalia, Eulipotyphla, Soricidae. The record is from RefSeq and is a predicted model, not a curated record. The coding region runs from base 1 to 4788 and encodes 1595 amino acids. Gene Ontology annotation, cellular component: plasma membrane. The transcript has 28 exons.
AUGGGUACAUGGGGUCGUUGCAUGGGAGAUGAAUGUGGCCCAGGAGGUAUUCAAACCCGAGCUGUAUGGUGUGCUCAUGUUGAAGGAUGGACAACAUUACAUGCAAACUGUAAGCAAGCUGAGAAACCUAAUAACCAGCAAAGUUGUUUCAAAGUUUGUGAUUGGCACAAAGAAUUGUAUGACUGGAGACUGGGACCCUGGAACCAGUGUCAGCCUGUGAUAUCUAAGCACUUAGAGAAACCCUUUGAAUGCAUUAAGGGGGAAGAAGGAAUUCAAGUGCGAGAAAUAACGUGCAUCCAUAAAGAGAAAGAUAUUCCUGCAGAUGAUAUCAUUUGUGAGUAUUUUGAGCCCAAGCCCCUGUUAGAGCAGGCCUGCCUCAUCCCUUGUCAGAAAGACUGCAUUGUGUCUGAGUUUUCGGCCUGGUCAGAAUGCUCCAAGACUUGUGGCAGUGGGCUCCAGCAUCGAACACGACAUGUGGUAGCACCCCCACAGUUCGGGGGUUCUGGCUGUCCAAAUCUGACAGAGUUUCAGGUGUGCCAGUCCGGUCCCUGUGAAGCUGAAGAGAGCAUGUACAGCUUGCAUGUGGCUCCCUGGAGCACGUGCUCUGUGCCUCACUUGAGACAAGUAAGACAAGCCAGAAGACGUGGCAAGAAUAAAGAACGAGUCAAGGACAGAGGAAAAGGAGUGAAGGAUCCAGAAGCCCGUGAACUUAUUAAGAAAAAGAGAAAUAGAAACAGACAAAACAGACAAGAGAACAAAUAUUGGGACAUUCAGAUCGGAUAUCAGACCAGAGAGAUUACAUGUACUAACAAAACAGGACAAACUGCUGAUCUAAGUUUUUGCCAACAAGAGAAGCUGCCAAUGACCUUCCAGUCCUGUGUGAUCGUCAAAGAGUGCCAAGUGUCAGAGUGGUCUGAAUGGAGCCCAUGUUCAAAGUCCUGUCACGAUGUGGUAUUCUCUGGAGGCACACGUACAAGGACACGAAGUGUUACACAGUUUCCUGUUGGGAGCGAGAAAGAGUGCCCAGAACUUGAGCAAAGCGAAUUGUGUGUGUCUCCAGUAGAUGGAGUUGCCCCCUGUGCCACAUAUGGAUGGAGAACUACAGAGUGGACAGAAUGUAGAGUGGAUCCUUUGCUCAGUCAACAAGACAAGAGGAGAGGCAACCAGACAGCCCUCUGUGGAGGAGGAAUCCAAACACGAGAAGUGUACUGUGUGCAGACUAAUGGUGAGCUUUUCUCACAUUCAAGCUCCCACAGUGUCAAAGAAGCCUCAAAACCAGUGGACUUGAAACUCUGUACUGGACCUGUGCCUAAUACUACACAGCUGUGUCACAUCCCCUGCCCUGCUGAAUGUGAAGUUUCACCCUGGUCAGCUUGGGGACCUUGUACUUUUGAAAACUGUAAUGACCAACAAGGUAAAAAAGGUUUUAAACUGAGGAAGCGACGCAUUACCAAUGAGCCUACUGGAGGCUCUGGGGGAACUGGGAACUGCCCUCACUUACUGGAAGCCAUACCCUGUGAAGAACCAUCCUGCUAUGAUUGGAAAGCAGUCAGGCUUGGAGACUGUGAGCCAGAUAAUGGAAAAGAAUGUGGUCCAGGCACCCAAGUUCAAGAAGUCAUAUGUAUCAAUAGUGAUGGAAAAGAAGUUGACAGACAGUUAUGCCGAGAUGCCAUCUUCCCUAUCCCUGUUGCCUGUGAUGCUCCCUGCCCCAAGGACUGUGCGCUCAGCAUGUGGUCUGCGUGGUCCUCCUGCUCACACACCUGCUCAGGGAAAACUACAGAGGGAAAGCAGAUCCGUGCACGCUCCAUCCUGGCCUAUGCGGGUGAGGAAGGUGGUGUUCAGUGUCCAAAUAGCAGUGCUUUGCAAGAAGUACGUAGCUGCAAUGAUCAUCCCUGUACUGUAUACCACUGGCAGACUGGUCCAUGGGGUCAGUGCAUUGAAGACACUUCGGUUUCAUCCUUCAACUCAACUACAACUUGGAAUGGGGAAGCUUCUUGUUCUGUUGGCAUGCAAACAAGGAAAGUCAUCUGUGUGCGAGUCAAUGUAGGACAAGUGGGACCCAAAAAAUGUCCUGAGAGCCUCCGACCUGAAACAGUGAGGCCUUGUCUCCUUCCUUGUAGGAAGGACUGUGUUGUGACCCCAUAUAGUGACUGGACAUUAUGUCCCACUUCCUGCAAAGAAGGGGACUCUCGGGUCAAGAAGCAGUCUCGGCACCGAGUCAUCAUUCAGCUGCCAGCCAAUGGAGGCCACGACUGCAUGGAUCCCCUCUAUGAAGAGAAGUCCUGUGAGGCUCCUCCAGUGUGCCAAAGUUACAGGUGGAAGACUCACAAAUGGCGCAGGUGCCAGUUAGUCCCUUGGAAUGUGCAACAGAAUAGCCCUGGGGCACAAGAGGGCUGUGGGCCUGGAAGACAAGCAAGAGCCAUUACUUGUCGGAAGCAAGAUGGAGGGCAGGCUGGAAUCCAUGACUGCCUUGGGCAUGCAGGCCCUGUGCCAGCCCUCACCCAAGCCUGCCAGAUUCCCUGCCAAGAUGACUGUCAAUUUACAAGUUGGUCCAAGUUUUCUUCCUGCAAUGGAGACUGUGGUGCCAUUAGGACCAGAAAACGCACUAUCAUUGGAAAAAGUAAGAAGAAAGAAAAAUGUAAAAAUUCUCAUUUGUACCCACUAAUUGAGACUCAUUAUUGUCCUUGUGACAAGUAUAAUGCACAGCCUGUGGGGAAUUGGUCAGAUUGCAUUUUACCAGAGGGAAAAGUGGAAAUGUUACUAGGAAUGAAAGUACAAGGAGACAUCAAAGAAUGUGGCCAAGGAUAUCGUUACCAAGCAAUGGCAUGCUAUGAUCAAAAUGGCAGGCUCGUGGAAACAUCCAGAUGUAACAGCCAUGGUUACAUUGAGGAGGCCUGUAUCAUCCCCUGUCCUUCAGACUGCAAACUCAGUGAGUGGUCCAACUGGUCUCGCUGCAGCAAGUCCUGUGGGAGUGGUGUGAAAGUUCGGUCCAAAUGGUUACGUGAAAAACCUUACAAUGGAGGAAGGCCAUGCCCCAAACUGGACCAUGUCAACCAGGCACAGGUAUAUGAGGUUGUCCCUUGUCACAGUGACUGCAACCAGUAUAUAUGGGUUACAGAGCCAUGGAGUGUGUGCAAGGUGACUUAUGUAAACAUGCGGGAUAACUGUGGAGAGGGUGUACAGACCCGAAAAGUGAGAUGCAUGCAGAACACGGCAGAUGGACCUUCUGAUCAUGUAGAGGAUUAUCUCUGUGACCCAGAAGAGAUGCCUCUGGGUUCUAGAGAAUGCAAACUCCCAUGCCCGGAAGAUUGUGUAAUAUCUGAGUGGAGCCCAUGGACACAAUGCACUUUGCCUUGUAACCAUAACAGCUUCAGGCAAAGGUCAGCUAUUCCGGUCAGGCAACCUGCUGAUGAAGGAAGACCCUGCCCAGAUACUGUUGAGAAGGAACCAUGCAACUUGAACAAAAACUGCUUCCACUAUGAUUAUAACGUAACAGACUGGAGUACAUGUCAGCUAAGUGAGAAGGCAGUUUGUGGAAAUGGUAUUAAAACAAGAAUGCUGGAUUGUGUUCGGAGUGAUGGCAGAUCAGUUGACCUGAAAUACUGUGAAGAGCUUGGCCUGGAGAAGAACUGGCAGAUGAAUAUAUCCUGUAUGGUGGAGUGUCCUUUGAAUUGUCAGCUUUCAGAUUGGUCUCCUUGGUCAGAAUGUUCUCAAACAUGUGGGCUCACAGGAAAAAUGCUCAGAAAAAGAACGGUAACUCAGCCCUUUCAGGGGGAUGGGAGACCAUGCCCAGUCCUGAUGGAACAAUCUAAGCCUUGUCCAGUGAAACCAUGUUAUCAGUGGCAAUAUGGUCAAUGGUCUCCAUGUCAAGUACAGGAUGCUCAUUGUGGAGAAGGAACCAGAACAAGGAACAUUUCUUGUGUAGUGAGUGAUGGGUCAACUGAUGAUUUCAGCAAAGAGGUAGAUGAUGAGUUUUGUACUGACAUUGAACCCACUAUAGACGGCAAUAAAAAAAUGGUUCUCGAGGAAAGUUGCACUCAGCCUUGCCCAGGUGACUGCUAUUUGAAGGAAUGGUCAUCAUGGAGUUUGUGUCAGCUGACUUGUGUGAAUGGUGAGGACUUGGGCUUUGGUGGAAUACAGGUUCGUUCCAGAGCAAUGAUUAUACAAGAAUUAGAGAAUCAACAUCUUUGCCCAGAGCAGAUGUUAGAAACAAAGUCAUGUGAUGAUGGACAGUGUUAUGAAUAUAAGUGGAUGGCUAGUGCUUGGAAAGGCUCUUCCCGAACAGUCUGGUGUCAAAGGUCAGAUGGUGUGAAUGUGACAGGAGGCUGUUUGGUGGUGCGCCAACCUGAAGUUGACAGGUCUUGCAACCCGCCUUGUAUACAACCCCAUUCACAUUGUAGUGAGGCGAGGACAUGCAGUUGUGAAGAAGGGUAUACUGAAGUCAUGUCUUCUAAUGGUACACUUGAGCAGUGCACUCUUAUUCCUGUGGUGGUGAUACCCACCAUAGAGAACAAAAGAAGAGACGUGAAAACAAGUCGGGCAGUACAUCCCACCCAAUCCUCUAGUAACCCAGCAGGACGGGGAAGGACCUGGUUUCUACAGCCAUUUGGACCAGAUGGGAGACUAAAGACCUGGGUUUACGGUGUAGCAGCUGGGGCAUUUGUGUUACUCAUCUUUAUUGUCUCCAUGAUUUAUCUAGCUUGCAAAAAGCCAAAGAAACCUCAAAGAAGGCAAAACAACCGGCUGAAACCCUUAACCUUAGCCUAUGAUGGAGAUGCAGACAUGUAAAAUAGAAAAUAUCAUGUCAACAACCAGUUUUAGCUUUCAUAUGUGUAGUAGAUAUUUGGAGACCACAAAGCUUUUCAAACUAUGUGAAUUAAAAUAAAGUUUAACUUUGUAAAAGACCAUCAUACGGAGUGAAAAUCACAGUGCUAUUGAAGAUAUCAAGACAGUACCACUUACAUCGAGACCAUCAGCACUGAGAAUUACAAAAGAUUUAAUUGAAAAUAUGUUGUUCCUAGAAUUCUAGGUCAUCACAUUUGACAACUGAAAAUUCACUUUCUCCUCUUAAAUAUAGAAGUGGAAUUGGAUGGUCAGGAAUUCUGAAAUGAGCAUCCUGUAUGUGGUAUUAAGCUAUAUAGGUAACAUUUUAGCAUGACCAGUUUAAAUCAAGAUCUCUAUAAUUCUAUAUUCAAACAUAACGACAUGUAUACUCAGUCGAAUAAAACACAUUAUGUACUUGUUAAUGACCAAUUUUAAUAUUAAAAAUAAGCUCUAAACUGAUCAGAAAACUCAGUGAAUAAAUUCAACGUCUGGCAGUGAAUGGUUGCUUUUAUUGACCUGAAUUUCAGAGACAAAGACUCUUUUUUUUUUAAUUUUGAUUCUUGUCUCUCUCCAGAUUACAAAUGCUGGACAUGUAGUAGUAUCUUAGAAGAGAUAAUUUCUUAAUUCAUUUUUGUAGUGGUUAUUGUCUGAUAACUAAUUUGCUUAUGUUAAUAUGUUUCCUCUUUCUCAAUUUUCAAACUGGUUGCCUGUAUCUUUUUUGCUAUAUGGAAGACACAUUUUUGCACUAUAUUAGUGCAGCAUGAUAGGCACUUAUUUAACCAGUAUUGCCAUAAAACUGCCUCUUUUCAUAUGGUAUUAAGACACCUGUGCUAAAAGUGUCAUGGGGACACUUAAAAGAUUUUGUAUCCUGAAGGAAGUGAAGUUCAGCAACAGGAUGGAAUUAGCUAUUAUAUCUGCUGCAGACACUUCAUCAGUGCAGGCAUGUGAAAUCAACAUGGCAGUAAUUCAAGUGUUUAAGUCCGGAACUCAUUAACCCUCCAAAAUAUGGAUUCCUCUGGUUGGUUUUAUUGUACUUUGAAGGCUGUUUAUGACUAGAUUUUUAUAUUUGUUAUCUUUGUUAAAAAAAAAAGAAAAGAAAAAAAAGAAGUUGAUUGUCUUUUUAAUUGAGCAGAAAGAGAAAAUAAUGUGGUGGUUUUUGUAAUUAAAAAGGAUCAAAUUGUGUGUUGAUUUUCCUCCUCCCUGGUUUGUGUUCUUAGAUCUAGCACAAACAUAUUUCAAGGUCUGUAAUUUAGUUUAUUCACUGGUAAAAUGUUAUACAUCAUUUAUCAUGAAUGAUUUAAAAUAUUGAGAUCCUAAAAGUAAUUAAACUAUUUUUCAAGUUUUUGUUACAUAUCUAGACCAGUGGUAUCAAAUGUUUUCUGGAAAGAGUCAAAUAAGUAAGAGUUCAGAAAGUUUGUGUUCCUGCUUCUCAAUUCUGCU